AUGCAGCUUCUCAACAACGACCGUCGUUCAAAGGACAGAAGGAGGAACCAGAGCGCGGACGUUUACCAGUGUGUACUUUGCAAGAAAAUGAACACCUGGAAAGCGAUUAAGAUCGUUGGGGAUGAGUUCCUUAGCGACCCCUGUGCUAUAGGACAUGUCUGCAGUCCAGUCGAAGGAGGAGAUGAUAAAGCAAAGAGAGUUGGAUAUCAGAAAGUUCAGGAGAUAAAGAGCGACCCGUUAUAUGCGGGGCGCGUUCCUAGGCAGGUCUACGAGGAAAUGCUAACAAAGGCGAGCCAGGAACAUGAUGAGGACGUCAUCACGGCCCUCUAUGGAUGGGGAUUUGGGAUGAAAAGACAAGCGAUAUCGAGGGCUAUAAAUUCGUUGAAGGAUAGAGCGGUGACCCUGGAGCAUAUUCCGGAUGAUCUCGCGAUGCUUAGCGACGGCAGAAGGUUUCUUCAGGAGCAAGGUCCGGAAGUGCAUGUGUACUACUCCGAAGAGACCAUCGAAAUGGCGUGCUGCACUGGGCUAUACGCCAUAGUGGCUGAUGGUGUUCACACCAAGCAGCCCAAGGAACUGAUGCAGUUGUACUGCGUCCACGGCGUAUGCGACGGCGGCGUGGAGGUCCCACUUCUUUAUGCGAUGACGGCCCACAAGACUGAGGGCGUCUACACGAAGAUCUUUGGGCACUUGAAGGACCUCUUCGAACAGUACCGUCCAAGACCAGUGCAGCGUCUUCGAAUAGUCCUUGAUUUUGAGAAGGCGUCGAUCGCGGCAGCGCGGCGCCUAUUCCCUGAAGCGAAGGUUGAAGGUUGCGCCUUCCACUUGGCGCAAGCCUGGAAUAGGCGCAAGAACUCAUCCAAGCUGAACAGUUCAUCCAGUGGCCACGGCCAGAUUCCGGUGGGGGUGACCGAGUGGUGGGACACAAUAAAAGGAGUGGUUUUCCUCCCAAGCGACUCUACCCAGAGAGUUCGAGCGCUGUGGAACCCUCCAGUAAGCGGCGGCCACGCUCGCUUAUGCGGAAUGCAAAAAAUUCUUGGAAUACUAGCAUGCGACGUGGUUCGACGGCCCUUAUAA
Messenger RNA from Cooperia oncophora, 1074 nucleotides. The record is from the annotation of a GenBank genome assembly. Lineage: Eukaryota; Metazoa; Nematoda; Chromadorea; Rhabditida; Trichostrongylidae.